Fomitopsis serialis is the source of this 1226-nucleotide messenger RNA. Its product is annotated as GroES-like protein. The record is from RefSeq and is a predicted model, not a curated record. The transcript has 7 exons. Gene Ontology annotation, molecular function: oxidoreductase activity, acting on NAD(P)H. The coding region runs from base 73 to 1140 and encodes 355 amino acids. NCBI's taxonomy places the organism in Eukaryota, Fungi, Basidiomycota, Agaricomycetes, Polyporales, Fomitopsidaceae.
GUUGCUAAGUACUUUGGGCCUAUCCUGGGCCCAUCACUCUGUGUGCCGCACCUCACGCGCACGUCCAGCGUCAUGGUCGCAGACAAUGUGCUACCAACUACGAUGAAGGCUGUUGUCGUCCAGGAGGGAAAGAAGGUUGCAGUGAAGGAUCACCCCGUUCCAUCUAUCGGCGAUGACGAUAUCCUUGUGAAGGUCGUAGCCGUAGCGCAGAACCCUGCCGAUUGGAGAUUCGUCGAUGCGGUUCAGAAUGUCGGCACAGUCAUAGGCUGCGACUGGUCCGGGCACGUUGUGCAGAGGGGCAAGAACGUGACGACCCCAGACCUGGGUGCCCACGUCUCGGGCUUCGUGAUGGGCGGGACCUUCGUCGACAGCGGCGCGUACGCAGAGUACGUCAAGACUCCCGCCGAACUCGCCUGGACCGUCCCAGAGGGGACUCUCAGCCACGAACAGGCGGCAACGGUCAGUGCAGGGCUCUUCACCGCGGCCCAAUGCUUGUAUCAUCCUCAGCGUCUAGCCCUUGUCGAGCCUCCGGAGAAGGUCGAAGGCGUGGACUGGAUAUUGAUCUACGGCGGGAGCUCUUCGGUUGGUCAAUACGCAAUACAGCUUGCCCACCUUUCCGGAUACAAAGUUAUCACCACGGCGUCUCCCCGCAACUUUGACCUCGUCAAGUCUCUAGGAGCAGAUACCGCGUUUGACUACAAGGACCCCGGCGUCGUCGAGGCCAUCAAGAGUGCGACCGGAGAUAGCUUACGACAUGCAAUCGACACGCAGAGCAUCAAGGAGACGCAGGAGAUAUGUGCACGCGCCAUGGGACCGCAGGGCGGAAAGCUCGUUCUGAUGUUUCCACCAACGUUCAAGGCCAAGAAGCUCCGGAAAGACGUUGAGUUCAUCUCGACGAUGAUAUACACCGCGCUGGGCCGUCCGUUCUCGCUAGGCCCGCAAGCGAAGUUCGCCGCUCAGCCAAAAGAUCGAGCACAGAUUGCCAAUUUUAUGUUGAAGACGCCCCAGCUCGUACGCGAUGGCCUCAUUGUGCCGAAUCGCGUAAAACUGUGGGAGGGAGGCCUACAGGCGAUACCGGAAGGGUUACAGUAUAUGCGGGAGGGGAAGGUCAGCGGAGAGAAAGUCGUGUACCGUGUAUGAUGGGAAAGAUAAGGCAACAGAGUCAUGACCGUGUACGUGUACUAUGUUCUCGGACGUGCGACAUCCAUUUUUUUGUCCGCCACUGU